This is a messenger RNA of Solea senegalensis (Senegalese sole), 2632 nucleotides long. It is a transcript of the gene atp1b3a, whose product is annotated as ATPase Na+/K+ transporting subunit beta 3a. The record is from RefSeq and is a predicted model, not a curated record. Bases 298 to 1140 code for a protein of 280 amino acids. NCBI's taxonomy places the organism in Eukaryota, Metazoa, Chordata, Actinopteri, Pleuronectiformes, Soleidae. The transcript has 7 exons. Gene Ontology annotation, biological process: intracellular potassium ion homeostasis; potassium ion import across plasma membrane; intracellular sodium ion homeostasis. Gene Ontology annotation, cellular component: sodium:potassium-exchanging ATPase complex. Gene Ontology annotation, molecular function: ATPase activator activity.
GGCUGGGUUUGUGUGGACGUCACUGACGUUUUCUUCUUCUUCUCUCUCUCUCUUUCCUCACCUUCCCCUUAUCGUUUUUUUGUUCCACCACAUCUCUCUCCUUCCUUCCUUCUGCGCUCCCUCUCUCUCUGCACCGCCCACUCCUUCCCAACCAUUGAUCCGACCACUCACCGCCGCCUCGCCGGCUUCUUCGCCUCAUUGCGCUUCUCCACAUUUUUUUAAGGCAGAGAAAACAGGCACAUUUUGGGACCAAAUUAGAAAAAUAAGAAACAAAAAAAACAGAAAUAAGACGCAACCAUGGCGAGCACGGAGGACAAAGCGGCCACCAACAAGGAGAACGCGUCCAGCUGGAAGGAUACCUUCUACAACCCGAGGACCGGGGAGGUGCUGGGUCGCACGGCCAGCAGCUGGGCCCUCAUCCUGUUGUUCUACUUGGUUUUCUACUGUUUCUUGGCUGGUAUGUUUGCCCUGACCAUGUGGGUGAUGCUGCUCACGCUGGAUGACUAUGUGCCGAGGUACAGAGACCGCGUUCCUUAUCCAGGGCUGGUGAUUCGUCCGAGUUCACUGGACAUGAUAGUCAACAAAUCGGAGCCGCUCAAGUAUGCGGAGUACGUCAAGCAACUGGAGCUCUUCCUGCAAAGAUAUAACGACACAGAGCAGGAGACAAACAAGGAGUGCAUUUCAGGAAACUAUUUUCUGCAGGACAAUGCCGAGCAAAUGGAAAAGAAAGUUUGCCGCUUCAAGAGAGACUCCCUGAGUUUUUGCUCCGGCCUCUCUGACACCAACUUUGGAUAUUCUGAGGGAAGGCCGUGUGUGCUGCUGAAACUGAACAGGAUCAUUGGCCUGAUGCCCCGUGGGAAUCCAUAUAUCAACUGCACAGUAAAAAAAGACAGCCAGAUUCAAAUGCAGUAUUUCCCCAGCGAAGGACUCAUUGAUAAGAUGUAUUUCCCCUACUACGGCAAGAAAGCUCACGAGAAUUACGUGCAGCCCCUGGUGGCCGUGAAGCUGCUGCUCAACAAGGAGGACUACAACAAGGAGCUGGCAGUGGAGUGCAGGGUAGAGGGCUCUGACCUCCGCAACAACGACGAGCGGGAUAAGUUCCUGGGCCGCAUCACCUUCAGGAUCACGGUGGUGGAGUAAAGGAGGAGACGGCCCCCGUGAAGGGAAACCCCAGCUGCAGAGGCUGCCCAUGUUUGAUAAAGAUGUUUUCGGUUUUUUUAAAGGAAGGAAGGGUCAAACUGAGUCACAAAGACUGCAUUUGGGGAUGGUGCCAAAAUAUUUAAUGCAGAUUAGUUUGGCUUUUGGUAAAGACAGAUAUUAAAUGUUCCUUUGAUGACAUUUCUGACUCUUCUUUCCUUCACGAUUCGUUGCUGACCUCCUCAAAGAUUCCCAGAACAAGACACUGGCUCUGCCCCUAUCCAUCCACCCAUCCAUCCAUCCUUUUUUUUUUUUAUUCACCUGUUGCACUUUUCAUCAGUAUUUAUUUUUUCUAGUAUUGAUGUGAUUAGAUAAAUUAUCGCCAUUGCUACCAAGCCAUUUGGGGGUAUUGUGUAGUUGCUGGUUCAAUUUUCUUUGUAUGUUUUUUUUGUUGUUGUUGUUUUUUUUUUUUGAUUUUCCAGGAAGAGAGAGUGUUGUUUUCAUCUCUCCAUCCUGUGUGAACGACUGUAUUAUUGCUGAUUUGGAGAGGAUUUUUAUCUUGCUGUAUAUUGUAAUUGAGAGCAUAGAACUUUCCCAACACAUUUCCCCAGAGUAUUCACAUUUUAUCACAUCACAGAGAUUUCAUAGGAUCGUUCCUUGAUAAUCAAGUAUAGCUACUGUAUCCCUGUAUAUGAAUUGCCAAUUACAAAGUUUCCCUUUCAACAUAUAAAUACAUUGUGAUCCUGACCAUAUUUAGGGAAUUAUAGAUAGAUCUUUGUGUUGUGGUCUCCGUAGCCACAACCCAGUCUUGUGCUGUGUGUCUGUCUGCAUGUCUGUCUGUCUGUCCGUCCGUCUGUCCGUCUUCCUGUCUACUCACCUCUCCACUGCAAUAGCCACUAUGUGCGUGAGCCCUCCAGGACUAUAGAUGCGUUGUCUCGCUUCACUGCGCACGGUGCUGUGAACUGAUGAUGGCUGAAGCGACACACACACACACACACACAAACACACCCACACACAUACACAAACACACAAACACAGAGAGAGAAUGGUACAGUGUAAAAAAAAAAUGCUUUUAAAGCGGAGAGGUGCUGGAAAAGCGUUGCAAAAAUGAAAAAAAAAGUUCACUGUAACUAUGUACUGUAUAUCUUAUACGUGAUCUGUAUAUCUAUCUGGGUCUCAAAGAUUGUUUGUUAGUUUUCUCUCUUCAGCCUGUUGAUCUGAUUGUCUGCCAAUCUAUUACUCUUCAAUGUAUAUAUAUAAACACUAUCUACCAUAUUUACUUAAUUCACACUGUAUUUUUGUCACGAAACACAAUGUCUGUGCACUGUAAAGAAAUCAUUUAAGUAAAGAUUUACAGGAAAUUAUCUUAUUCAAAGCUAUGUUUACACAGUCUUAAAAGGAACCUGCAUUUGAAAGAACAACUUGUAACAUCUCUUCAGGGUGCCUUAAGACCCGCUGAAAUAAAUUGUGGAAUAAAAGUGAUUUUGAAGAAAAA